Camellia sinensis is the source of this 1123-nucleotide messenger RNA. RefSeq names its product integral membrane family protein. The record is from RefSeq and is a predicted model, not a curated record. Gene Ontology annotation, cellular component: chloroplast. NCBI's taxonomy places the organism in Eukaryota, Viridiplantae, Streptophyta, Magnoliopsida, Ericales, Theaceae.
GUCUUCUUUUUGUUGUUGUUAUUGUAAACCUAGAUCAGUGUCGCUGACGCUUCUAAAUCGAAUUCAGAGUUGUGGUAGUGGUGGACCGUCUCCAUUAUCAUCAUGGUCAUAUAGUAGGGGAGCUUCUUCGAUUGCAAAUAAAUCCAUAAAGUGCCAGGCCGCCGGAGAAAGCUCUGAUACUACUACCACUACUAGUGUGUAUCAAGGUUUUUAUGGUCCUUGGACUGUCGAUUCCUCUGAUGUUCGUGAGGUGAUUUCAUACAGAUCAGGGCUAGUGACUGCUGCUGCAUCUUUUGUUAUUGCUGCUUCUACAGCUUUUCUUCCCGAUAACAUGUCAUUCGCUGAUUUAAUAAAGCAGAAUCUUGAUUUCUUUUAUGCCCUUGGAGCUGCUGGGUUAGGUCUAUCAUUGUUGUUGAUUCACAUCUAUGUCACUGAGAUUAAGCGCACUCUUCAAGCAUUGUGGGCACUUGGUGUUUUAGGAUCCUUGGCAACCUAUCUCACCCUUGCUCAACCCACUGGUCAUAACUUAAUACAAUAUGUUAUUGACAACCCAACCGCUGUCUGGUUUGUUGGUCCACUCUUUGCAUCCCUUACCGGACUUGUCUUCAAGGAAGGCCUCUGCUAUGGAAAGUUGGAAGCUGGUAUCCUGACUUUUGUCAUUCCCUCAGUUCUUCUUGGGCACCUGACUGGUUUGAUGGAUGAUGGAGUAAAAGUAACUCUACUGGGUAUGUGGAUGGCACUUUUCGUGAUUUUUGCAGGGAGGAAGUUCACUCAGCCUAUUAAGGACGAUAUUGGAGACAAGUCUGUUUUCAUGUUCAAUGCUCUGCCAGAGGAGCAAAAGAAGGCUUUAAUUGAGAAACUUGAGCAAUCAAAAGUUCAGUCGGAAUCUUAAUUAGGCAGAAAUGAGAAUGAUCUGUUGGUUCAUGUGGGAAAUUGUUAAACGCUUGGCUGAACAUUUUCAGGUACGGGUAAUGUUGUCUGGGAGAGUAGUUCUAAUAAGCUUUAGAGCGUGUAAAAAGAAACAUAGAAGAGAGACGUGCUUCUUUGUAUAUAUAAAUUUGUAUGUAUGUUUAUUUAUGGUAAAGAAAAAAGACACAAAACUUCUGUUUUGUUUAGAGGAUCA